This is a messenger RNA of Harpia harpyja (harpy eagle), 8124 nucleotides long. It is a transcript of the gene AGPAT3, whose product is annotated as 1-acylglycerol-3-phosphate O-acyltransferase 3. The coding region runs from base 648 to 1778 and encodes 376 amino acids. Gene Ontology annotation, molecular function: 1-acylglycerol-3-phosphate O-acyltransferase activity. Gene Ontology annotation, cellular component: endomembrane system; endoplasmic reticulum. NCBI's taxonomy places the organism in Eukaryota, Metazoa, Chordata, Aves, Accipitriformes, Accipitridae. The transcript is spliced from 11 exons. The record is from RefSeq and is a predicted model, not a curated record.
GGGCCGGGUGAGAGGAGCGGCGGCGGGCACUGCCGCCCCCGCUAUCUGACCCGACCUUCCCCCUCUCCUCCUCCUCCUCCUCCUCCCUCAGCGGCCCGGGAGGAACUGAACCAUCGCUGCACAGGAAGUAGCGGCUGCGGGGAGCAGCGGCGGCGACAGCUGGGGCUGCCGCACUCAAUGAGCGAGGCUCCCGCAGCCGCCGCCGCCCGCCCCUUCCCCGCCUCCCGAGGGCAGCGGCGCCGAGCCAGCCCGCCGCCGCCGCCGCCGCCGCCGCCGGGGGGGCACCGCGGACAGCAGCAGGCGGAGGCGGGCAAGGCCGCCCGCCCCGGGGCUGGAGGCUGAGGCGGGCAGAGGCAGCUCCGGCUCUUCCCGAGGAGGAGGCGGCGGCGGCGGGGACUGCAGGUAGGGAAUACCUGGAAGGAAGACUGAGUCCUUCAAGGUCAGAGGAGAGAGAAGUUUCAAGUUUAUAUACAGAGGCAAAUGAGAAAGCAAAUCUCUUGAAACAUAAACAGUGGUACUUCCCUGGAGGGAGGAGAUGGGGUAUUCUCCUGUUGCUCUGAGUGUUGCCAGGUGCCAGAAGUGGUCCCCAGUGGUGGUGGACCAUUAUUCUGAGUGACGGCCCUUGCACACGCUUCUGAGUGGUUAUCAUGGGCUUCAUUGCCUUUCUGAAGACCCAGUUCAUAGUUCACCUCCUCAUUGGGUUCGUCUUUGUUGUGAGUGGACUGAUCAUUAACUUCAUUCAACUAUGCACGCUAGUCCUCUGGCCCAUAAACAAGCAGUUUUAUCGCCGAGUAAACUGUCGCCUUGCCUAUUCGCUUUGGAGCCAGUUGGUAAUGCUGCUGGAAUGGUGGUCAGGCACAGAGUGCACCUUGUUCUCAGACGAGGCCACGGUGAACACCUUUGGGAAAGAACACGUCAUCAUCAUCUUGAACCACAACUUUGAAAUUGACUUCUUGUGUGGCUGGACCAUGACAGAGCGCUUCGGAGUGCUAGGGAGUUCCAAAGUUCUUGCUAAGAGAGAGCUACUAUAUGUGCCCCUAAUUGGCUGGACGUGGUACUUCCUCGAGAUUGUUUUCUGCAAAAGGAAAUGGGAAGAAGACAGAGAUACGGUUAUUGAAGGAUUAAAACGUUUGGCUGAUUAUCCUGAAUAUAUGUGGUUUCUCCUGUACUGUGAAGGAACUCGUUUUACAGAGACCAAGCAUCGUAUCAGUAUGGAGGUAGCUGAAUCCAAGGGGUUGCCUAAACUGAAAUACCACCUGUUGCCCAGAACCAAAGGUUUCACCACUGCUGUCCAGUGUCUCAGGGGAACAGUUUCAGCAGUGUAUGAUGUAACACUAAAUUUCAGAGGAAACAAGAACCCAUCUUUAUUAGGAAUUCUUUAUGGAAAGAAAUAUGAAGCAGAUAUGUGUGUAAGGAGAUUUCCUCUGGAAGAUAUCCCUCAAGAUGAAAAGGAAGCUGCAAACUGGCUUCAUAAGCUUUACCAGGAAAAGGAUGCUUUGCAAGAGAUGUAUAAUCAGGAAGGCAUAUUUCCUGGCCAGCAGUUUAAACCUCCUAGGAGACCAUGGACUCUCCUAAACUUUCUUUUUUGGGCCACAGUUCUCCUCUCUCCUCUCUUCACAUUUGGCUUUGGAGUUUUUGCAAGUGGAUCACCUCUCCUUAUCCUUGCAUUCCUGGGACUUGUUGGAGCAGCUUCCUUUGGAGUUCGUAGACUGAUAGGAGUAACUGAAAUAGAAAAAGGCUCCAGCUAUGGCAACCAAGAAUUCAAGAAAAAGGAAUAACUGACAGCUGCAGUUCAGCACAUAUAACCAGACUAUGGUAUCCGAUUUAACUUCAGUUAAAAAACAACAACAAACACUUAGAAACUAUCUUUUUCUUAAUAACUGAUGACUAAUAUUAAUGAAUAAAACUUGAGCCAAGAAUGAAGAAGUUGGAGGCAUCAACUGAAGAGAACGCAUCAACUUCCUGCCUGUUUAAGGAUUACUGUAGUCAAACUAUGGGAGAAAAUCUGGGGUGGGGUGGAAGAAGAAACUAAUUUUUCUUGCUUUGUUGGGAGACUUGGGGGUGGGGGGAGAAAAGAGGGCAUUGGCCAUGGCCACGUGCAUCUUCAGAUGACUGAAUACACUGGUUUCUGUCAAAAGCACUACACUCACUUUUACAACAGGAGCCAUUGAAUGUUUCCUCUUGCUAAAGCCAACGUAAUGUUUGUUGUUUUCCAACUUUUUUUAUUAAUGAGCCAGGAAAAAACAACCCUUCUUAAGUUAAUCAACAGAUGUUCACUGGGUUAGAGUCAUUUUGGAAAGGCUGUGUUCUCAUGGCUACAGGUGAAAUCCUAUUUGUAUGUGACACUGAUACUUUUUAUUUUUAGACAACGUCUUAAAACUUCUGUAAUGCAAGAGAAUGGAUAGUGGAAUUUGGAAGCAGUGUGUUAUUGAUCAGCACAUACCAUAGAACAGAUCCACUAGUAUUAAAACAGUAUAAAAUUCUCAUCCUAUCUCCUGCUAACUGCUCAAGGCUGCUUAAUUUCAAAAUACUACUACAGUCUUGAGUGUUGUUUGCCCUGUUUCACAUCAUACAUGUACGAUAAUCUUGAAUCUGUUGGGGCUCGUUUUGUUUUCUGAAUUAAUGGUGACUGUGGGGUUUGGAGUUGUGCAAAGGAAAUUUAUUCAAUUGUCCUGACGUUUUCUCCUUUUAUUUCUGUUCGCAUCUCUCAUCACCAAAGUCCAGUUCAGUCAACCUGUCUUGGUAAACUGGGAGGCAGCAGCAGAAAUCAGCACAGUAGUUUUCAAAAUGUCUUCCUUUACAAAAAAAUUUGAAAAGGAGAGGUCUGUAGCAGUCAGAUUUCAAAUACUGGCAUCUCUUGAACUUUUAAUGAGAGUUCUGACAUUGAUUCAAAUGGGGCCAGGAUCUUACCCUGUGUGCUGUAAUGAUAGGGUGUGCUGCACUUUCUACUUGGUCGUGCUUUAGAUGUUAAUGUGAAGUAUAUUGCAAGGUGAGCUGUGCUGUUAAGAAUUAGAAAGAGUAUGGGGUCUCUUCAGGGAUUUUAAAUAUCUUUAGUUUUGCUUGUUGACCUUUUGGGUUUUUUCACUGAAAAUUAGAAAUCAGAAUCAUGGCUGUACCUGUCUCUUUUUUUUUUUUCUCCUUUCUUUUUUCUUUUUUACAAAUGCAUAUUCUGAGAUUUUUCUAGAUUGCUGCUGUAUGCAUAGCUGGAGAAUUAUUUGCAAACAGAUGAGAACUACCUGUAUGUUCAAGUCUGAAGGCCACAAUCUGCAUUCGGCUACACUCAGAAGUUGGUGAAAUGGGUUGCAGAUCUACAGCUGAGGGCAGAAACUGACCCUCGGGUCUGUGUUUUUAACCCAGCUGCCACUAGAAUAUUUAUCUCACUUUUGUAAAGAGCAGAUCUUAUCAAAGCAGUGGUCGUUAAUUUUAAUCUUUGCUUUAGUAACCAAGAUAAGAGAGUAAUAAUUUACUUUCUUUUCGUAUUUACUCUAACUGUUGGAAUGUAACCUCUUCUCCCACAGGUUUUUCUGUUUUCAAACACUGGAAGAGCAAUUUUGUAACUUAGAAAAAUAUUUUACUUGGGGUCAUUAAUCACUGUUCUGUCAUGCACUUGAUUUUAUUUGUGGUCUUUUCAACAAGAGGAUUUGAAGGAUGACCUGUGUUGUCUGUCUCCUGUUAGAUUCAUCCUCACUGAAUCAUUGUACCUGUAGCCCCAGCAUUAGAAUGUCAUCUUUGUCCCCUCAAUAAAUCUUCCCUAAGAUAGGGGAUGCAAAACUGUUGUUAAUGUUAGUGGAAUUUGGAAUAUGCUUUGGGAACUGAGGAGAACAGAGCCUAGCCAUGACUCUGUUUUCCUUGCUGGAUGUUUUUGUACUUUGUCUUUAAAUAUGGUUAGACUUCCAAAUGCUGAUAAAGAUAACUCUCUGCCUUUUCCCUGUUUUUUAACCAGAGGACUAAAAGCAGUGGGCUUUUCUUUCUUUUCUUUAUUCUUUUGUUUGUUUUUUUUUAUAAAGUAAUUCAGUAAUGGAUAUAAUUCUUGCUGCUUAGAAAGAUGUUAACAAAUGCUGUAUACUUGCUUCCUGAAGAUGAUAUUGAGUAUAUAUAAAUUGUACUGGCUUAGCAGAGUGAGUCUUGCAAAGCAGGCUGACCAUUGACUAUGUUUUAUACUUACAUUUUGAGCAGUAUAUUAAUGGGCAUGACAAGAAUUUCACAAAAUAAAUCCCUUCUUAAAGCUGAGAAGCGGGGAGAUGCUUAAAGGAGAAGGGAAUUAGUAACCUUUCUCUUUACGGGAUUCUUUUCUCCUCUUAGUGCAUGUAACUCCCUAUUCAGAAUCAUGGGAUUAGUGCAUGUACAUCAAGGGGAGAAUAGUCAACAGUUCAUAUUUUCUUAUCAUAACUUAUUAGUCAUGCUUUCUUUUUGAAAAUAUAAUAAAUACAACAUCAGUUACUUAAAUUUUGCUCUUCUAAACAGACAUAUCAGUAACCAUUUGGAAAACUGAAAUAUACAGCAAUGCACAAAACAGUACAAAACCAACACAAAUCUCUUCAUUUUGAAUUUUAUCUCAAAUGGGGUUUUUACACACACGUGCAUGCACACGUACACAGAGUUUGUAUAAAUUAAAAUGACUGGAAAUAGCUGAAGUUAAUGUCACUAAUGAAGAUUAGCAGGUGGCUUGGAUUGGAAAAGUGAGCAUAGAUUUUAUAUCUUAUUUUCUUCUGGUUUAAUAGAACAUAGCUUGUAUAUUUGACUACCAAGCCCUUUAAGAGCAAUAAUAAACAAAAAUAUAUCAUGUUUUUCGUCUUUUGCUUUUCAACCAUGCUAGGUUUAAUAAACUUAAAGUUACAGGAGCGUUUUCUCUCUCAACCUUUCAAAACUUUCAUUUAUUGCUUGUUUAGACUAAAUACCGUGUUCUCCAGUACGGACUUGCAAGCUUGACUGCCAUGGAGUUCAGCAUUGACUCCAAAAAUAAAUGGUUCUCAGACUAAUAUGGACAGAUGCUAUGCUCUUGGCCUUGGCAGCACUUGUCAUUGUCAUGAAGAACAAUGAUGUUUCUCUCCCAACUGGGAUUUGCAGUUCCAAGGUAGCAUCACAUUGACCUACGUCUAAGAACCUGGUGGGAGAGCUCGGAGACUGCUGAUGUUGUGGCAUCUCUCAGUUAGGAAGGCACAAAAAGCUGAUGCUGAAGAAGGACCAGAUGACUGGUAUCCAGAGGUCUUGACUCAGUAGGGAUUACAGUUCUCUAUUGCUCAUUGUGGGCUGAACGUGCUCUUGCAAUUGACUUUGCGUCACUGAGCAAAAUAUCUGUCUCUGGCACAAAGAGCAUGGGCAACGUUCCUUUGUUCUGCUUUAACUUAUCUUGAAGGGCUCUACACUUAAUUGCUGACCAAUGAAUAUGACUACUACCUUUGUCCUAAUUGCCUCGUAUUCACAGAAAAAGUGAGUGUGUCUGCUCACUUCCAUGUGAUACCACUUGUCUCCAUCACUGAUGUCUGUAUAUUUGCUUGCCUGUAUUUUCUGCAUAUGGUUCGGUUACAACCUCUUAGCUGGAACUUGGAGCUUUCCAGUUCAACCAGUCCUAUAGAAAUUGUCUCACAUAGCUGGGGUUUUGUCUUCCUGCAUUUUGGUGCUGGUUGACAUGCUCAGUAGGUCUGAAGUGACACAGUUGUGUUUAAGUUGUGUUAAGUGAUGAUGCAACUUUGGUGCUUCAGAGCAGAACUUUUAUUAGGGAAGAGAAGUCCUUCCCAGGCCUGCUCACAUAGGCCAUCACUACCUGGUAGCAGGUCCUUCUGGCAUUGAUGAAACCAACGGAAGGGAGUUGGGACAAGGUCUUCACUAACAGUUGGAGUAACAAGCGAGUAGGGGUCACUGUACAUCUGAUAAUUGCUAAAGGUACUGUUUCUGUCUGGGACUACCCCAAAAUCUGGUUUUGCUUCACGUACAUUUUGGUUAAAGAAAUGUGGGGUUGGAGGCUUUUAAUAAUGCUGAGUUCACACUACGCAGAGUGCUUCAGAUUGAAGACAGAUAAUAUUCACAUAUUUUGGCAUCUUGGAGAUGUUAAGAAGUCUAAGGCCAAGACUGGACAGACCUCACCCAAGUGUGUUUCAUUCAGAUGCUGGAGGCCAAUGCAGAUAAAAGGGGAAAAUCCAUUCCUAUAUUUCCUUUGAAAAUCGGAUGCAGUGGUGUAGCUCACAGCGUCUCCUGGAUGCCUGUGCGCGUAUGUCACUUGGUGCAAAGUUUCUGGUUCACAGCAGACGAUUACUACACGUUCUGGUUUAUGCCUGUGGAAAGAAGCCCAUCCCUGCAAUGGUAAUGCUGAAUUUGUACUUUGACCCAGUUUGUCACAGCUACUUGUUUCCAUAUUUCUGAACCUUUUGAUCCAUAAUGGGCUGCUCCACAGCUGCCAGCGCUGAGUGAAGCCAGGAUUUGAAGCAGGUGACAGCCGUGCUGAGAGCUGCAAGGUGCAUUGCUGAAGGGAGGAGGAACACUGCAAGGUACUUCACUGGAAGGAGGAGGAACACCGACAGGUCUGGCCAAAUUCUUGCCCUGAGAAAAUCAAGCAAUUGCCAGGAGUUUUGCAAACCAGAGAUAAGUGUGUGCGUGGGCAGGAAAACUCUGACUCUUAAUAUGAAUGUGAAACCUCCCUCUGACAACUUAGAAGUUAACCCGUGCCACGUUCACGUGACUUGGGUCAGAAUUUGUCUAAAGGGCUUGUUACAGAUGGCAACUCUCAUGCUGCCGCACUUCCCCCUGUCUGUCUUGAAGACUAGUUUAUCUGUCUCGGCAAUCUCUGUAUCAAGGUCCUUGCGUGGUUUUUUUACCUGCUAUGGUUUUGAGGGAAAACUCUGGAAGUCAGUGUUACAGAAUCUGUACCACACUUGGUAGCCACCAGAAAAUGUCAUGGAGAUAUUUCACACUUUGGAAUUGGGAAGACAGUGGAUUGGCAUCUGGAAGCCAAACAUGUCGUGUUUCUCUUGUCCUUGGCCUCUCUAGGUUUAUGGAAAGCUGCCUGUAUUUCUUAAAAUGUUAUACCUGUAGUGACAAGCCACUCUUCAGUUUUUGAAACUGUGAAGAAAGUUAAUUUGUGCACUUUCACUGUUGAGAGUACUUGAGUGCAGCUGCUUGUCUAUUUCUAAAAAGCUUUACGUUAGCAGAAGCAGCAUUUUAUCUUUUUAAGAGGAAAUACAUUUUAAAAAUAGAUGCUUUAGCAGAAACUGGAAUAUAAUAGUACUUUUAAAAUCUAAAUUGAAAGUAUUCUUUAGUGUGGGGGCUACCACUACCAGUUUGCAGUCUUACACAGGUUUUAUUUCUUUUUUUUUUUUUUUUUUUUUUUAACUUUGGCCAGUGUGCAUUUUCAAGGAAAACACACCGAUUUACUAGUCACACUAAAAUCUAAUUUGUGAAGGGAGGAAGAGUGGGCAGCAGAAGCUAAUCAAGAAUGAAUUUUUUUUUUUCCCCAAGGUAUGAACUGGUUCUGUGGACCUCCUUUAUUAUGUGCAUGUGCAUCUGUGCAGAGAGCCAAGCUGUGUCUCUUCAUAUUAUUUUGCUUCAGCUUUGUCAGAGCUGUACCUUGUGACAACUGAAUGCUCCUUGCCUGAACGCCAGGCAGCCACUGUCAGCUGGCGUGUCGCUCACUCCUAAAGAUCACCAGCAAGUACUGUAGCUUUAAUGAAAACCUUCUCUCUGAGAAAACUCAGCAUCCUUAACCUGAUUGAUUUGUUACAAACUUGUCAUUUGGAGGGAAGUCUUAAGUACCAGUUGAUCAUUAAUAGCCAAAUCUAACGAGUAAUAAAACUGUAUACAGGGUAUGCAUUUACUGUGCAUGUGUAUAUAUUUUUGUACAUUUUUACAGUUAUUUCCUACACUUGAUUUUAUGACGUUCAGAAGAGAUGCGUCUGAAUCUGGUUAAAAACAAGAAGCUAUUAAGAAAACCCAACCCUGUCACCUACUGUAGUUUCUAUUAAGAACUGAGCCCAAACAAAUACACAGAUUUACAGCGCUAUGCAAAUAUUACUUUGUAAGUUGUCUCUUAAAUUAUGCUUAAGUAGUUCAUGCUGUUUUUACUGGGCUUUCAGAAAACGAUGAACGCAAAAGACUCAUCUUGUAAAAUAAAAUAGCUUUGGCUGUGUGAAA